UCCUAGCAACCGGAAAAGUGACUAAGACAACAAAACUAUAAGAAAAAGAGACCUUGGCUGUAGUCAGAUACAUUCUGUCCAUUAAAGGAAAGCAAACCUCUAACGUAUGAGGAUACAGAAUGGGAACGACAAGUGAUGAGAUGGUGUCUGUGGAACAGACCUCCUCUUCGUCUUCCCUAAACCCCCUGUGCUUUGAAUGUGGCCAGCAGCACUGGACCAGAGAAAACCACUUGUACAAUUACCAGGAUGAGGUGGAUGAUGACCUCGUCUGCCACAUUUGCCUUCAGCCCCUAUUGCAGCCCCUGGACACGCCCUGUGGACACACAUUCUGCUACAAGUGCCUCCGAAACUUUUUACAAGAGAAAGAUUUUUGUCCCUUGGACCGGAAAAGACUUCACUUCAAGUUGUGUAAGAAGUCCAGCAUUCUAGUUCAUAAACUCCUAGACAAAUUACUAGUUUUAUGUCCAUUUUCUUCAGUGUGCCAAGAUGUGAUGCAGCGCUGUGAUUUGGAGGCGCAUCUUAAGAACAGAUGUCCCGGAGCCUCUCAUCGGAGAGUUGCCCUGGAGAAAAGGAAAUCUAGUAAAACUCAGACGGAGUGUGAAAAUGAAAGUGGAUCCACUGUAAUCGAUCCUCCAGGUACUUUGUCCCCUGAAACAGACUGUUCUGGGAUGGGGACAGGCACAGUGCCCGCCGAGCGGAACUCAACAUUAGCGUGUCUCCCGGUCUGUCCCGAGGAGCCUGGCCUGGACAACCCUGCCUUCGAGGAGAGCGCCGGAGCCGAUGCUACACAACAGCCACUUAGUUUACCAGAAGGAGAAAUUACCACCAUUGAAAUCCACAGAUCUAAUCCAUACAUUCAGUUAGGAAUUAGCAUCGUGGGUGGCAAUGAAACCCCGCUCAUUAACAUUGUCAUCCAGGAAGUCUACAGGGAUGGGAUCAUCGCCAGAGAUGGGAGACUCCUUGCUGGAGACCAGAUUCUUCAGGUCAACAACUAUGAUAUCAGCAAUGUGUCUCAUAACUAUGCCAGAGCUGUCCUUUCCCAGCCCUGCACCACGCUGCAUCUCACUGUGCUGCGAGAGAGGCGCUUUGGCAGUCGAGCACACAACCAUUCUGAUGGCGGCUCUCCACGGGAAGAGGUUUUCCACGUGGUUCUUCAUAAACGGGACUCUGGUGAACAGCUUGGCAUUAAGUUAGUCCGAAGGACAGAUGAGCCGGGGGUUUUUAUCCUUGACCUGCUGGAAGGGGGGCUGGCAGCUCAGGAUGGCAGGCUGUGCAGCAACGACAGGGUGCUGGCCAUCAAUGGGCAUGACCUGAAGCAUGGGACACCGGAGCUGGCCGCCCAGAUCAUCCAGGCCAGUGGAGAGAGGGUGAAUUUAACAAUUGCUAGACCAGGGAGACCCCAGCUGGGAAACACCAGCCGAGAGGCAGGAGCUCACAGCAGCAGCCAGCACCACACACAGCCACUGUCUCACAACAGACCAAGCUCGCAUAAGGAUCUUACUCAAUGUGUUACAUGCCAAGAAAAGCAUAUUACUGUAAAGAAGGAACCACACGAAUCGCUUGGAAUGACAGUCGCUGGAGGCAGAGGAAGUAAGAGUGGUGAGCUGCCCAUCUUUGUGACCAGCGUGCCGCCUCACGGCUGCCUCGCACGAGAUGGCAGAAUUAAGAGAGGUGAUGUGUUGCUGAAUAUCAACGGCAUUGACUUGACCAACUUGAGUCACAGUGAGGCUGUUGCUAUGCUGAAGGCCAGCGCUGCUUCCCCGGCUGUCGCCCUGAAAGCACUAGAGGUCCAGAUUGUCGAGGAAGCCACUCAGACCUCAGAGGAGCUGCCGAGUACUUUCAGUGAAAAUGAAUAUGAUGCAAGUUGGUCCCCGUCAUGGAUCAUGUGGCUUGGGCUUCCAAGUGCCCUUCAUAGCUGCCAUGAUAUAGUUUUACGAAGGAGCUACUUGGGAAGCUGGGGCUUCAGUAUCGUUGGUGGAUAUGAAGAGAACCACACCAAUCAGCCUUUCUUCAUUAAAACCAUUGUCUUGGGAACUCCUGCUUACUACGAUGGAAGGUUAAAAUGUGGAGACAUGAUUGUCGCUGUCAAUGGCCUGUCCACUGUGGGUAUGAGCCAUUCUGCGCUGGUUCCCAUGUUAAAAGAACAGAGGAACAAAGUCACCCUGACCGUUAUUUGUUGGCCUGGCAGCCUUGUGUAGAUUUUUGAAAUUAGUUUUUGGUCUUCCUUCUUCCUUUCUAGGUUUUCUAAAGGAAAGCCUUUGGUUGCAUUGUGUUAGGAAAUACUGGCACAGCUCGUAGACCAAGGGCCCAAAACAGCUAAGAUUAUCUUUUUAUUUUUAUUUUCCAAAAGUUAGCUACACUUCUUUCAGCUUGGAGACAGUCUUCCACUAACCCUGAGUUUAUGUUUUCAGAAUCCAGACUCUCAGGCCUAGAGUAAUGAAUGCAGCCCACCCAAACAGUGACCCGGCCAGCUGGAUUAAAGUGGUGGUGCUUUGUUUCCAGUAACUGAAUCAUAAAACGCGUUAUAUGUCCCCGCAAGCCCGAUGUCAGUGCAGACACAGACAGCAGCAUUUGGUGCUGCUGUCACAGGCAGUGACAUGAACGGAUACAUUUUAAAUUUGAGUGAUAACCAUCGCUCGUUUUUCAUUGGUGCCAACAUUUCAACACUUUAUACUGUUUAGAAAGUGAUUUUCUGGUUUAUCUUAUUUCUGCUAGAUGAUAAAGAUGUGAGCUGACAGCACGAAAGUUUCUUUUAAAAUAAUGUACCUUUAUUAGAAGUGUAGAGAAUAAAAGCUAAUGCGAUCUAUUACCCAGGGACAAAGGAGUUGGGUGGUUAUUAUACCCUAGUGCAGGAGUGGGUAAAGCCACACUCACUGGAACAGUCCAAAGGCAUUAAAGAUUCAUUUCCAAAGGGACAUUUUGCUAUGUAGGAAAUUUUUGAAGCUGUUUUUGCUAAAAAUCAUUUCUAGAGUUUGUAUUAUAUUUAUUGGCAAUCUUGUCUGGAAAUGUUUUUGUGAUUUAUGCAAUUAAGCUAGAUGAUAAAGAUAAAACCACAUUGCUAUUAAAUACACGUAUAUAUCACAGUUAAGUAGAAAGAAGACCUUUUUAUUUUAUUGAAAUAGGAACCUUUUGAGUGUUUUAGAACCCUUAGUUGUCCCAUUAUUCUUACAAACUUGUUUCAAGAAAAGGACUGAAAAGCUCUGGUUUUUUGUUGUUUUUUUAAAGUCUAAAGUAGUAGGUUUUAGAUGUUAAUAUCUUUUGGUCCAAUCUUGGUCACUGGACUAUUUCAUAUUUUUUAAAUAUUUUUGAAAAGUAUCUCAUCCCUUACUCAACACAGUUGUCCUCUGAACACAUAAGGAAGUGAGUUAAGAAAAAUAUCUUUACUAAUAUUAUGCAUACUUGAAAAAAAAAGUUUCACUUAGAAACCUAGUUCAGAAUCUGAGCUAAUUUACAAGUGACCUCUGUAAUAAAUGGUGUUGAUGAUCACAGAAUGUAUUUCAGAUACUACAGUAUAUUAUGGAGCAUGACCACUUCAUUUUCAAACUCAUUACUGGGGUUUAUUAUAUCUGUAGCAUGUUAUUGAUUAUUCCAGUUAGUUUUAUACUGCUUUGUAAAAACAUAUCUCUUCGGAAUAAGUAAGAAUUGGCAGCAGUAAUUGCUACUGACUUAAUGGACCCUGUAGCAACACUGUGUGGUCAGUACUUAACCCAGAUACAGUGGAAUGCCCCAUGCAGUAUAUUACUGUUACGUGAAGAUUGGCUUUUGAAGCAAUUUGAUAUUGAAGUGCUUUGAUACUCUAAUUGACAUGGAACAAGUCCUUUCCCUGCUCCCCAAAUAGAAUUUUGUAACUAACAUGGCUAUUUUUUUUUUUAAUUUGUAAGACUGUGUCAUUUCUUUUGGGCCUGGCCAUCCAUCAAAAAAUAUCAUAACUGCUACUUUGUCAUAUAUAAAAUACAUUGAGCCUGGUGGUCUAAUGAGUGUUUUGAAAGAAUUUUCUUUACAGUAUUUUUAUCAUGGAAAUUUGAGAAUCAGCCAACACAAUAGUUUAUGAGGAAAGACUAUAGCUUUUGGUCAGAAUGAUAUUUAGUGACGGAGACUUGUUCAUAAUUUAUUAUUACUGUUGAAAUGUUUGAAUUUUCUCACAUUCUUACAGUUAAAUAUUUUGAUUUGUUCUGUGCCUUCUGUUUAAAUUAUUUCAGGAUUUUUUUCAGAUGUGUUUAAAUAAUGGUGUGAUAAUCAUUCAGAGUGGAAAUAAAAGUCAUCUUUCCAUAACA
Chinchilla lanigera (long-tailed chinchilla) is the source of this 4274-nucleotide messenger RNA. It is a transcript of the gene Lnx2, whose product is annotated as ligand of numb-protein X 2. The record is from RefSeq and is a predicted model, not a curated record. The transcript has 10 exons. The coding region runs from base 120 to 2198 and encodes 692 amino acids. Gene Ontology annotation, molecular function: protein binding; ubiquitin-protein transferase activity. Lineage: Eukaryota; Metazoa; Chordata; Mammalia; Rodentia; Chinchillidae.